Esox lucius (northern pike) is the source of this 3738-nucleotide messenger RNA. Its product is annotated as probable G-protein coupled receptor 153. Gene Ontology annotation, cellular component: membrane. Gene Ontology annotation, molecular function: G protein-coupled receptor activity. Lineage: Eukaryota; Metazoa; Chordata; Actinopteri; Esociformes; Esocidae. Gene Ontology annotation, biological process: G protein-coupled receptor signaling pathway. The record is from RefSeq and is a predicted model, not a curated record.
ACUCCCACUGCCACAGGGAAGCAUGCCACCUUUCCAGCCAGACUAACAUGAAUAUGACGGGGCCGAAGCUCAGAUUCUUCUGUCACAUCUUUCAAUCACUGCCUCUCUUCGCGCUGGGUUAGUAGGCUACUACAGUAUGUUCUGUGAAGAAUGUUGGCCUAAAUUUAGCAGGGAAGAUUGACAAGAAAUAUUAUAUUUUACGACAUAUUUUGAAGAGAUGAAUGAUGGGGUGCUCCUCCAGCCGUCAAAUAUACGCGUUUUCUUCAAAUUGGACAAAGGACGCGCGAGCUACAAUAAUGGCCACGUACAGCUGUGCUGAUAGGCUACUCUUUCAAGACUGCCCUUUCAUUUUCGAAGUCACGCUGUUGGAUUUAUGUUAACGGUUGACGGAGUCGUUCCUUAAUUCGGAAUGUAAGGACUGACUACGGGUUUUGUCGACUAGCCUACAGCCAAAGUGAUAGGCUUCCCGAAAGCGAUUUAAAUAGUCUGCUGGUGGAAUCGUUCAUAAGGCUGGUUAACAACGCUGGCUGAGCAAGGCCUCCUCUCCCCAGUCUCUCCCAUUCCUUUGCCCCCCCUUUCUGUUCCCUCAGUCCUGCAGCCACCAGCAUGCCCUGUGCCCCCUGCUAUACCGUCCAUUAUUUGGAAAGUGCCCGUCCAUCUCGGUAGGAUGCCCAACCUGCCCUGCUGUGCCCUGUGCCCCCUCCUGCCCGCCACAGCCCUCGCCUCCUCCUCUGCCGCGCCCGUUCCUGUUGCCGCAACAGCCGCACCGCCCCCGAAUGGUGUCGUCCCCGCGCUCCGCCAUGGAUGAGGAUGAGGUGAGCGAGGUGAUCAGCACCAACGUGCUGGCCUGGCUGGUGUGCUCGGCCGUGUCCAUCCUGGCCAACACGUGGGGCAUUCUGAGCGUCAGCGCCAAGCAGAAGAAGUGGAAGCCCCUGGAGUUCCUCAUCUGCACGCUGGCGGGCACCCACAUCCUUAACAUGGCCAUCCCUAUCACCAUGUACUGCGUGAUCACCCUGCGCCGGCAGCACUCCAGCUACCAGUGGAAUGAGGGCCUGUGCAAAGUGUUCGUGUCCACCUUCUACACUCUGACGCUGGUCACCUGUUUCUCGGUCACCUCCCUCUCCUACCACCGGAUGUGGAUGGUGCGCUGGCCCGUCAACUACAGGCUGAGUAACACGAAGAAGCAGGCUGUGCACACCGUGGUGGGCAUCUGGAUGGUGUCCUUUAUCCUGUCCACGCUGCCCGCCGUGGGCUGGCACGACACCAUCGACCGCUUCUACGCCCGCGACUGCCGCUUCAUCGUCACGGAGAUCGGCCUGGGCUUCGGCGUGUGCUUCCUGCUGCUGAUCAGCGGCAGUGUCGCCAUGGGCAUCAUCUGCAUCGGCAUCGCUCUCUUUCAGACCUUCGCCAUCCACGCGGGCCACAAGGCCGACAAGAACAAGUUUAACGUGCCAACCAUCGUGGUGGAGGACGCUCAGGGCAAGCGGCGCUCGUCCAUCGACGGCUCUGAGCCCCUGAAGACAUCUCUGCAGAUCACCUAUCUGAUCAGCGGCAUCGUGUUCAUCUACGACUUCCUCACGGGUUUCCCCAUCCUGGUGGUGAGUUUUGCCAGUCUGAAGUAUGACCGCUCCUACAGCUGGAUGGUGCUGUGUGUGCUGUGGUGUUCCAUCGCCCAGUCCAUCCUGCUGCCCAUGUUCCUGUGGGCCUGCGACCGCUACCGCGCGGAUGUGCGCAUGGUCUGGGAGAAAUGUGUGGCCAUCAUGUCCAACGACGAUGUGGACGAAGAGGGCUUUCCUUGUAUCUCACAGAACAGUUUUCUCAGAACAAUGUGGAAUGUGCCCCCUACAAGAAGAUUCUCCCACGACGAAACCGACAUGUGGACCAGCGACCAGAUCCCCUCUUACCUUCACCACUGGGGCUCCGCGGAGGACGUGAAGGGGAUGGCCCACUACAGCUCCAGCUUGCCUCGCCACGAAAGGCGCAGGAGCAGCCCGGCCUCCUACCACGAGGAGAGCCACCCACAUCGCAAGCGCCGGCGCUCCGAGGAUAGUGGGCACAUGCUCAAGCAGCUGCCGCGGGGGAGCAGUGGCGAGCGCUUUGAGGAGGCGGAUUUGCGGUGCUUCAGCCGUGACGAGGUCAUCAAUUUUAUUGAUGAAACCCCACUUCCCAGCCCCAUGAAGAGCCCGCACCGUACGUCCACCAUUUCCCUCAUCCCGGAUGUCUACGAGCAGCACGUGAUCUUGUACCCACAUUUUCCGCUCACCGACUUUGAGCGCGAGCCUCAAGCUCUGCGGCGCCUCUCGGAGCACGGCAGGAGUUGUACCUGGGAGGGGUCACCAGACAGCUCACACAGGGUGGACAGGGCGAUUGGCGGGGAAAGCUCUGGGGUGUGCCGUUCAGGUAAAGGUUCACUCCGUGAGCACCGACGGGAGGGAAAACGCCUAGUACCCUUAGGGCAAAGCCUGCGGACUGGGGAGCACUCAUCUCACAGGCCCAGCAGGACAGGCACCCUUGGAACUGGGCCCAGCUGGGGGGAACACAAGCACCUGACUACAGGAGAGAUUAAAGGAAGCACAAACAGUUUUAUAAGCUCACCUUCUGCAACAUCCUCUGGAUACAUCACAUUUCACUCAGAUUCCAUAGGAUCUGCCACCUAGAUAUUUGGGAACGUUUUUAUUAUUAAUAAUAUUACUAUAGAGCCAUGGCAUUGGGCUGUGGAAACAUUUCAUACUGGUAUAUCCUAAAUAAAGGUUGGUUUUAUUCAACCACAAAUUCCAAAGCUAGGACUUGUACUCAGUUUCAUUGGCCUUUGUACACAUUUUAUGUCUUGCCUACAUUUGCUUUAGAUCUGGUAGGCUAAACUUUGAAAGAGGCUGUGCAAGUUCCUGACCGCAUAUUGACCACAUUGCUUUUAGUACACCCAUACAAACAUCUACUUUAACCUAGUGCAUAUGCCUCUCCUUUGUUUUGUGUCGUUUUAUUUUCUAAGUAUCAGAUGAAUGGAUACAAUUUGUGUUUUGUUACUUUUUGCAGUUAUUUGGACUCAAAAUCUGAUUUUGUUAGGUGUUAUUUCUUGAACACGUCUUCUGGGGCAUUUUAAAAGAGAUGAGAAUUCAAGGCCAACAGAAUCCAUGUUAUCUUUUAUUGUGAUUAUGACAAGUCUCUUAUAUGGAUAAUCUUUUCUUUCAAUAUUUGAUCACGAUAGACAUGGAAGAGAGGAAAUAUUUUUCAGGUAAUAUACAGCACAGGUAAUAAAAUCCCUCUGGUGUUGUGUUGUGGCCUAACAUUAUCUACCAUUAAAUGUUCUAUACUUACAAACAAAGAUUAUUGCAAAUGUCUCACUUCAAUGUUAUGUUAUGCUGAUUUUGGUUGUGUAUGAUUCAUUUCUACCAUGAUGUUCCUUACACACUUUGAAAAACUAACUUGGCAUUGAUUGGAUGUGAUGUGCACAUAAUGGUAGUUUACAGGCACAUUGGAUGUUUUUUGUUUUGCUGUGCUCUUUCUUUGAGGAUUGAACUGGGAAUUUUUCCCUGUUAUUUCAAAUGUAUGAUUCCAAAUUUGUAACAGGCGUUAAUAACACAGACAUAUUCAUGCAGACAUGAAUUACUCAAUAUACUGUAUAUCAGCCAUUAACAUACAUCAGAUUAUCCCCACAAAUGGUUCUUGAAGGUGCUUGACUGUUGGUAAGUUUACUGUGUGUGUUUUAUAUAUAUAUAUAUAUAUAUAUGCCAUAUAUAU